AGGCCCCGCUCCUCUCCCUCCCUCCCUCACGCUUCUGCUUCCUCUUCGUCUGCGCUCUUUUCGGGCGUAAAAGGGUUUUCGAAAGCCCCUGGAGAAAUCUCUUUCAGCCUCUCUGGGAACUCCAUCCAGUUUUUUCUUCAGGUUGAGGUUGAACUACCAAUAACCUAUAAUUGGAAGUUGAGAAGAUGCAGGAUUUGAUUUUAUUUCCUUAUUGAUCCGUUUUUCUUCUUCAUGUAAUCAUAUGAACAGCUUUGAGUAACGGACAGUGAUCUCUCCUAGAAUCUAUUCUAAAAAGAUAUGAAAACAAGGGCAUUCUGUUGUUUUAGUGGCCAGAUGUCAUCAAGCAGAUGGAAAAUAUGUGCAUUGUUGCUUGUCUUCUUCUACUCAUUUACAUCAGGUGUGUAUGUUGGGAUUAACAUUGGCACCGAUAUGUCCAACUUGCCUUCGCCAUCAGACAUAGUCUCAAUCCUCCAACAUCAUGGGAUCAAACAUGUGCGCUUGUUUGAUGCAGACCACCAAAUGUUAAAUGCCCUUGCAAACACAGGUAUAGAAGUUAUGGUUGGGGUUCCCAAUGGUCAGAUAUUACAAAUAGGGGAAUCCAAAACAGAAGCAGCAAACUGGAUUAACAAGAAUAUUGCAGCUUUUGUUCCUGCAACUAAUAUCACAUAUAUUGCUGUUGGGGAUGAGGUCCUCACUACCAUUCCAAAUGCUGCUCUUGUUCUUGUACCAGCCUUGCAAUUCCUCGAGUCAGCACUUCUCGCAGCCAACCUUAAUUUUCAAGUGAAAGUUUCAAGUCCCCAUUCCAUGGGUGUGAUUCAAAAAUCCUUUCCACCAUCUACUGCCACCUUUAAUUCAACAUGGAACUCCGUGAUGGUUCAGUAUCUCCAGUUCUUGAAGAACACCGGGUCUUCUUUCAUGCUUAAUGCACAACCGUACUAUGGUUACACAACUGGAGGCGGUAUCUUCCCUUUAGAGUAUGCUCUUUUCCGGAUGCUCAAUCCAAACAAGCAGAUUGUUGAUCCCAACACACUUUUCUCUUACAGCAAUAUGUUUGAUGCUAUGGUUGAUGCUGCUUAUUACUCCAUGGAAGCUGUGAACUUUUCAGCCAUUCCUGUUAUUGUCACAGCAACAGGAUGGCCAUGGUUUGGCGGUGCUAAUGAAAAGGAUGCUGAUGUAGACAAUGCAUUGGCCUAUAAUAGCAAUCUCAUCCGUCAUGUUUUAAAUGGUUCUGGCACGCCCAGUCAACCGAGCAUACCAAUUAAUACCUAUAUUUCUGCUCUAUUUAAUGAAGAUCUCCGGUCAGGAGCUGUUUCUGAGAAGAACUGGGGGUUAUUCUUUCCAAAUGGCACAACUGUGUAUUCUCUUAAUUUUGGAGAUAUAGCCGAGCUUGAUACGAACUCAACUGGUUUGGUUGGUGUCUUUUGUGUUGCACUUUCCAAUGCAAAUCGUACUGCUCUGAAAGUAGGUUUAGAUUGGGCUUGUGGACCUGGCGGUGCAAACUGUAGUGCUAUACAACCUGGGCAGCCAUGCUACGAUGCUAAUGAUCUUGUUGCCAUUGCUUCCUAUGCUUUCAACGACUAUUAUCACAGAACGCAAGCAAGUGGUGGGACAUGCAACUUUGGGAAUACAGCCACAAUCACCCAAGUUGAUCCAAGUCAUGGUUCAUGCAUCUUUGCAGGCAGUACGGGAUCGAAUACAAGCUCUGGCGGUAGUUUUUCACCACCAACUUCAGCUUUCGGACCAAUCAGCCCCGGAAAUGGUGGUUCAACGUCUCAACCAACUGAAUUCAUUUCCCUUGUUCUUCUAUCAGCAUUGCUUUUCUUCAUCAACUUGUAAAAUACGUCACACCAUUAAAAUACCAAUUUUGCUAAGCGACCGAAGCAUCGCGAGGAAUCUGCCAUUAGAUUUUUGACUGCUUGAAUUUAACACCAUUGUUAAAUCAGUUGAAGUCGAAAGUGCAUUUUCGCUUUCAUCGGUGACUUUUUGGAUUCAAUGGCUUCACCAGUGGAUUGACUUGUAAACUACAUUGAACACUAAUCCACUGUAAAAAUGAGAAACAGUGAACAUGGAAUGGACUUUUUUCCAGCUCUAGUUGAAUUGCUACCUUUGUCAAGCAUUGUUGUUCU
Dioscorea cayenensis subsp. rotundata (Guinea yam) is the source of this 2126-nucleotide messenger RNA. RefSeq names its product glucan endo-1,3-beta-glucosidase 4. Gene Ontology annotation, biological process: carbohydrate metabolic process. Gene Ontology annotation, molecular function: hydrolase activity, hydrolyzing O-glycosyl compounds. The transcript has 6 exons. Gene Ontology annotation, cellular component: plasma membrane. Bases 298 to 1836 code for a protein of 512 amino acids. NCBI's taxonomy places the organism in Eukaryota, Viridiplantae, Streptophyta, Magnoliopsida, Dioscoreales, Dioscoreaceae. The record is from RefSeq and is a predicted model, not a curated record.